Molecule: messenger RNA, 2286 nt
Organism: Ceraceosorus guamensis
Lineage: Eukaryota; Fungi; Basidiomycota; Exobasidiomycetes; Ceraceosorales; Ceraceosoraceae
Exons: 7
Coding region: 1-2286 (761 amino acids)
Source: RefSeq, a predicted model, not a curated record
AUGUCCAUCCCCUUUGCCUCACCUCCACGAUGCUGUGAAGAGGUAGGAAACAGAAGAUACUUCUACAGCUUGAAAAUUGAGACUUGUGCGCAAGGGGAAGGAAAUGGUUGUUUGCCCGAUGAGGGAAGCCGCUGGACAGUGAAGAAGGGAGAGCUUUCCUCCCAAGCUGUAAGAACAGCUACCUCUUUCCCAUCUGUUGUCUCUGUAGCUGUGCCUGAGGAGGAUGGCAUGCUUUUGGACGCUUUGCAGGGCCAUGUCUGCCGUGAGGGCAUCAGUAAGCACAUCAAGAGUGUUGUCUUUGCCCUCUUUGCAAGAGCAACCCAGUUGGUCAACUCCAAUCCCAUGUCUUGGUACAUUUUCCUGGACUUUCAAUUCAUAUCCUAUGCCGUGGGCAUUUACAUAGGCGCUGUGUGCUUCUCCCUGCUGUCCAAUAGCUUCCUUGCAAACUUACAUGCCCUGUUACUGCUGAAAAAGCUCCUGCUGUUGUCGCUCAAAACUGUGCUGCUGGCUUACAAGCUCACUCUGUCACUGAACAAGCACUUGCUCGUGUUGACAAAGACCAUCUCGCUCCUGCCAAAUGGUCUUACUGCUGACAAAGAGUUGCUUGUUGUCCACAAGAAAAUUCUUGCUCUUGACAAAGAGCUUCUUGCCAGCAAAGACGCUGUGCUUGCUGUUCAAGAGCGCGCUGUUGCCAAGCAAACUUGCGCUGACAAACAUUGCAUCUGGGGCUGCAUUGCAAGGCGGACAAGUCGAGCGCGCGUGCUUGCUGUCUCUCAGAGGCAUUCUCUCACAAGCAUUCUUCCACAUCGACACAUCGCUCCACACCCAUUGACCAACAAGAUGAAGCUGUUCGUUGCGAUUGCUGCAGCCGCAAAAACAAUCUUCUCCGCGCCCUCCAUCAAUAUGGUCAAUGCUGGCGAGUCCAGGAGCCUCUACGAGCGCCUAGCCAUCGCUGCCAACGAGCUGCCAAGUGCGCUAGAUGGAGAGCCCUCUGCAGAAGAAGUGAACCUUGCCCUAGCAGUCAUGCAUGCUGCUGUUGCCAUCUUGGACAACGCCCUUUUGCGCAAGCUCACGUGCGCACCGCACCUGACCAAGUUUGUGGAGAUUCACGACAGGGCAACAAUCAAUAUGGUCAAUGCCCGCGAGUCCAGAACCCUGUACGAACGCCUAGCUGUCGCUGCCAACGAGCUGUCAAGCGCGCUAGAUGGAGAGCCCUCCGCAGAAGAAGUGAACUUUGCCCUAGCAGUCAUGCGUGCUAUGGUUGCGAUCUUGGACGACGCUCUUUUGCGCAAGCUCACGUGCGCACCGCGCCUGAUCAAGAUUCUGCAGAUUCACCACAGGGCAACGGACUUCGCUCAGACGCACGUGUCUGAGGAGGCAUGGCAGCUGCUCUACGAUGAGCUUGCGGAAGAGAUGCGCGAUAUGAUAGGCAAGUUCGGUGCAGAGAGUAACCUGGCCUUCUCCAGAUACAUCCAGAUCCAACAACUGCUUCUCGAGCUUUGGGAAUCACGCUCGAGCUUGGAAACAGUUUGGCUCGCUCACAGCUGGUUCAGCCCUUCCGUAUGGCAUUGGGCGCAACCUCAGCCGCUCCCAUACAAGCGCGCUCUUUUCCUGCGCCCGGCUGAGAUCGCUGAGGAAGAUGCCUUGAAUGGCACCAUUGAUAGGCAAGUUUGCUGGUUCAGCCCUUCCGUAUGGCAUUGGGCGCAACCUCAGCCGCUCCCGUACGAGCGCGCUCUUUUCCUGCGCCCGGCUGAGAUCGCUGAGGAAGAUGCCUUGAAUGGCACCAUUGGCGUUGAGAACAGCUUCGUGGCUCACCUUGCUCGUCAGGAGGCAUCAAUCCGCGGCGACUCAAGCCCGAAGGUGCUCGACUUUCUCUGGCCCACACCGGUCAAUACCUCCAGCGCCUUCCUCGCUCCGGCCGGCAACAAGCGCAAAGCUCAAGAACCACCCGCAGACUCUUCUUCGCGCGUUACUCGGUCUCAUUUGCACACGCUUGGUACGGUCACGCUCCAUCUGCCAGCCUCCGCAGUCACCUCGGCUACGGAAGUCAACGCUCAGCAGAUAACGACGCACUUCGACCUACCAGCGUUCGCAAUCACGUCGGCUGCUGGAUCGGUGGUCGGAUUACCACAGAUCAUGAUGCAGCUUCCGGACCCCUCGUGCUUCCCUCCGGGCUUGAAGAUGUUUUUGCCGGAGCUACACGUCCACUUGCCCGUCACGUUCACCAAGCGCCCUCCUUCAGUCUGGCUACGCCACAACAGCGGCCUCAUUGUACCUGGCAAGUAG